CGUAUAAAUAUAACAAGUACGACUCUUACUGCCUACUUUCUCCACAACUACUUCAACAGUGUCAGCCCCAUGAAUGAAUGAAUGCUGCUUGCACAACACAAAUCCCGCACACCCUUUCACCGCUCAAUUCUGGGGGUUAGUUUGCUUGCUGCUGCAUUUCCCGAUUCCGCCUCCGCGAUAUCGAACCAUAAUCACUACUGGUUCUAUCAGCAAUGAGGACGGGGGCGGCGGCGGCAUCGUCUCAUUUGGUCACAUUGCCGUCCUGGCACGACAGGAGGCUUCAUAAUAAUCUGCACCCAGCUUGUUGUGUUAAGCUGCGGACGAAAGCUCAUCAUCAGGUGGUGGCGAUGAACAGAAACGAGUCACGGUUACACGAGGCAUCGAAAUUUGGGUGCAAUUCGGCCACCAGAGGAAUUUGUCGACGUUGCAAUCGGCAGGUAGUGUUUAGUAAGGCUGGAGUGAGUUUGCAGGAAGGGUUUGGCUCGUUGCAAGAGGAUGAAGGGAGUGGUGUGGUGGAGAAAUUGGAGGCCUUUUACAGGUUCUCUCGUCCUCACACAGUCAUCGGCACCGUCAUCGGGAUAACAUCAGUGUCACUGCUUCCCUUGCAAACGAGCAGUGAGAUCUCUCCUGCGUUUGUGAUGGGUUUGAUCAAGGCAGUGGUGCCGUCUGUGUGCAUGAACAUAUACGUCGUGGGAUUGAACCAACUGUUUGAUGUGGAAAUUGACAAGGUAAACAAACCCACUCUGCCACUGGCUUCUGGUGAGUUCUCGAUGGCAACUGGGGUUACAAUUGUUGCUGCAUCUCUAAUCACACUUCCGCUUAUGAGAUGGAAGAGGCAUGCAUUUCUGGCAGCCAGUUGCAUCUUGAUCGUGAGGGCAGUCGUCGUCCAACUAGCUUUCUUCAUACACAUGCAGAAAUUCGUGCUUGGAAAACCAGUAGCCAUUACCAGGACCUUGGUGUUUGCCACUGCUUUCAUGUGCUUCUUCUCAGCUGUCAUUGCACUCUUCAAGGACAUACCUGAUCUGGAUGGAGACAGGGACUUUGGAAUCCAAUCUUUCACUGUCAAGUUGGGACAAGAAAAAGUUGCAGGCCAUAGUACACUUGCAGUGAUGUUGUGGUUGCAAGCACAAUCAGUGGAUCUCACCACCAACACUUCCAUUACUUCUUUUUACAUGUUCAUCUGGAAGCCGUCGCACAAGUCGUUCAUGAUCAAGAAGAAGCUGGCGAAGAAGAUGCGCCAGAACAGGCCCAUCCCUUACUGGAUCCGCAUGAGGACCGACAACACCAUCAGGUACAAUGCGAAGCGCAGGCACUGGCGUAGGACCAAGCUUGGGUUCUAAGGUGUUUGUUUGGGUUUUAUUUCAAUUCCCUUUUCUGUUGGAACCCUUUUCUGUUUUUUCCGAAUGAAUUAGCAGUGGUUGAGGAUAGUAUUGAACAAUCUGUACUGGGAUUAUAUUUUUGUUCUGGCGCAAAGUUUCUAUGCAGUCUGUAAGGGUUUCAUUUCGAUGAUUCUCUGUUAGUCACUUAAUUGUCUUUCUAGUUUGAUUUUGUGCAAUUGAAUCGUGUUUGGCAAAGCAUCAUAGGCUUCUGUGGAUCUUACAGUUAUCUUGCUACGUUGGUUGUGAGAACGGAUCGAUUCCUCUGUGCAAGAAUAGUCUUCCCCAAUAUUAUUUUGGAUUUGUUUCCCUACUCUGUUCCUUCUUUCAGAUGGUCAAGUUAAUCUAGGGUUUCAUCUCUUUUGGGAAAGAAAAAGAGAGAUGGUGCAACCGUGUUUGAUCUGUGACUGUAUCACUUCAUUUAUUUGACCAUUAUCCUUAUGUUUAUCGUAUUGAAGUUUAGAAC
Messenger RNA from Linum tenue, 1842 nucleotides. The record is from the annotation of a GenBank genome assembly. Lineage: Eukaryota; Viridiplantae; Streptophyta; Magnoliopsida; Malpighiales; Linaceae.